AUGCGCCCCUCCCUUGAUUCCCUUGGCACUCUCAUCACGCCUGCCAAUCUCCUACUUUCUCUCCUCACCAUCGUCGGGCUCUCGCAGCUCUUCAAGAUCCUUCGCAGACGUGCGCACACAACGCAGCUUUCCGGCCCACCUUCGCCGGGCUGGCUCUUCGGCUUUGGCCGUAUCUUGCGAGCUGCGUCCGACUCUGCGUCUAUGUAUGACGGCUGGUCGCGCGCGCACGGCUAUGUGUACGCGUUGCCCGCCGCAUUCGGCACGCGCAGGAUCAUACUCAUGGACCCCAAGGCGAUCACGCACUUCUGCGCGCGGGACACAUACGGGUACGUCCAAAAUAAACUGUCGAAGCUCGCGAUCCAGGAUCUGGUCGGGAAGGGACUCCUGUGGGCCGAUGGGGACUCCCACAAACGCCAGCGCAAAACCCUCACUCCUGCGUUCAGCAACGUCACCAUCCGGCAGCUGACCCCAAUUUUCUUCGACGCUGGGUACAAGGUUGAUCCGGUAGUUUCUUCUAUCGAGGUCAAGGCCGCUUGGGACGGUUUCAUAGAAGCGGGGACGACGGGCGAGAGCGUGAUCGAGGUCCAGACCUGGAUGAACCACGUCUCGCUCGACAGCAUCGGCCUCGCCGGAUUUGCGCACGACUUCAGCACGCUGCGGGGCGAGACGCCGACCGUCGCGGCGGUGUUCGAUGCCUUUGGCCAUGGCGUGUUUUCGACGCUGCAGGGGAUCCUGUUCGUGCUUGCCCCGGUGGUGCCGUGGCUCAUGAAGAUCCCGACGUACCGCAGACGCAUGGUGCGCAAGCUCAACCGGAGUAUGGGCGAGAUUGCGGACGUCAUGCUCGAGCGCUCGCGCAAGGCAGGGGGGGAGAAGGACCUGGAGAGGUCGGUCAUAGGGCUCUUGUUGAGAGCGGAGGGAAAGAAGGAGGUGAUCACUCAGGACGAGGUCAUGGCGCAGGAUACGAGACAACCUCCAUGGGCACUGAUCGAGUUAUCGAAGAACCAAGAAAUCCAGACGAAGCUCCGAGAUGAGUUGGCCCAAUUCGGCGCAGUCGAUCCCACAUGGGAGCAGUUGACAAACGGCCUGCCGUACCUCGACGCGAUCGUACACGAGACGCUGCGGACGCACCCACCGGUAUUGGAAGUCAACCGCGUCGCCAUGGAAGACGACGUGGUGCCCCUGAGCACGCCCACGCGCGCAGCAGACGGCACGAUGACGGACCGCAUCGCGAUCGCGCACGGGAUGAUCGUCACCGUGCCGAUUCGCGCCAUCCACCUCUCAGAGGACGUCUGGGGCCCGGACGCCAAGGCGUUCAAGCCCGAGCGGUGGAUCGCCGGCGACGACCCCGCCGCGGCGCGCGCGCGCGAGCUGGCGGGGCACCGCCAUUUACUCACGUUCUUCGAUGGGCCUAGGAUGUGCAUCGGGAAGAACUUCGCGCUGGCUGAGUUCAAGGCGGUGUUGUCUGUGCUGGUGCGGAAUUUCGCGUUCGAGCUGCGUGACGGGCCCGAUACGAAGAUCAAGACGAAGGUGGCGAUCUUGCCGCGCCCUGCAAUCGAAGGGGAGGAGGGGACGAAGGUGCCGCUGCGUGUCAGGAGGUUAGCGUGAGGAAGAGGACUGGACAUUGUUCUAUACGAUCUGCAUCGCGAUGCAACCCACGCUCUCUUGUUUCUUCUUACACAUCGGACAUGAUUGGUACUGACUGGAAUAUAUCGCCCUGGCUUCCCAAUUC
Molecule: messenger RNA, 1729 nt
Organism: Heterobasidion irregulare TC 32-1
Lineage: Eukaryota; Fungi; Basidiomycota; Agaricomycetes; Russulales; Bondarzewiaceae
Gene: cpm89
Product: cytochrome P450 monooxygenase 89
Exons: 10
Coding region: 1-1605 (534 amino acids)
Molecular function (GO): heme binding; monooxygenase activity; oxidoreductase activity, acting on paired donors, with incorporation or reduction of molecular oxygen
Source: RefSeq, a predicted model, not a curated record